Molecule: messenger RNA, 978 nt
Organism: Pyrgilauda ruficollis (rufous-necked snowfinch)
Lineage: Eukaryota; Metazoa; Chordata; Aves; Passeriformes; Passeridae
Gene: BBIP1
Product: BBSome interacting protein 1
Exons: 2
Coding region: 109-330 (73 amino acids)
Biological process (GO): receptor localization to non-motile cilium; cilium assembly
Cellular component (GO): BBSome
Source: RefSeq, a predicted model, not a curated record
CUCCCAGCACGCACCGGGGGGGCACGAGCGGGUGCGUGGGAGUGGCGCCGCGCAGUGCAAGCUGGGAGCUGUAGUUGUCCCCGGAGGCGGUGCCGUGCCGGAGCCGCCAUGCCGGAGGGGACGGGAGCGCUGCGGGAGGUGCUGCCCAAGCAAGGGCAGCUGUCGGUGGAGGACACGGCCGCCAUGGUGCUGUGUAAGCCCAAGAUCCUGCCCCUCAAGUCGGUGUCGCUGGAGAAGCUGGAGAAGCUGCAGAAGGCGGUGCUGGACGCGGCCCAGCCGCCCGAGGCGGCCCCGCCGCCGUCCGCGGGGGCCGCGCCGCCCCGGCAGUAGCGCGGGCAGGGUCGUGCCCGGCCCCCGCGCUCGGAGGUACCGCUGUGGAACGGGGCUGCGGAUUAAAGCGUGGCCUGGACGGGGCGGUGGUGCCGGCUGGGCGGGGAGGCCGCGCGUCGGGCGCUGGUGGUGUAGAAGUUGCGCUGCCCAGGCGCUGCUUUAAACGCGUCUUCAGAGGUACCAGGAAAGCAGAGCGGGAGGAGGCGAGCUCCACAAGCCCCUGCUCCAAGCCGGGCUUACCAGACCCGCUCGAGCACUGAAGCGCUUGGCUCCUAGAGCACAGCAUAUUCCCGGCCCUGGAAUGGCUAUUCCCAGCAUUCUGGAACACCUGAAAUCUUGACGUGGAACUGAAAAAACAAAGGAGAGGCUCUACCGAGUUCCUGUAAGCGAGUCAUCCUUAGAUCCAUCUUCUUCUUGAGCAAGGGCUGCACGAAGCUCUGCUGCAAAGACACGUUCACAGGAUCUGUGCCAGCGUGGACGCUCCUACGCAAGUCAGUUGUGUUUUCCAAAACAGAUCUGGUAAAUACUCACUUGCCAUGAGUUUAAUUACUCUGUGCUCUGCUCCUGACUGCAAUACCAAAGGGCAGCAUUAGAUGUACUGCUUAAUUUAUUCUGUUUAAAAUAAAUAAAAAGGAGGCACAAACAAGA